Molecule: messenger RNA, 1099 nt
Organism: Dictyostelium purpureum
Lineage: Eukaryota; Evosea; Eumycetozoa; Dictyosteliales; Dictyosteliaceae
Exons: 6
Coding region: 1-993 (330 amino acids)
Biological process (GO): proteasome-mediated ubiquitin-dependent protein catabolic process
Cellular component (GO): proteasome regulatory particle, base subcomplex; cytosol; nucleus
Molecular function (GO): polyubiquitin modification-dependent protein binding
Source: RefSeq, a predicted model, not a curated record
AUGGCUCUUGAAGCAACUAUUGUUUGUUUGGAUAACUCAGAAUGGAUGAGAAAUGGUGAUUUUGCACCAUCAAGAGCAGAAGCUCAAAAAGAUGCUGUCAAUUUAAUUUGUGCCUCAAAAACUCAAUCAAAUCCAGAAAGUGCUGUUGCAAUUAUGUCAAUGGCUGGUAAAACACCAGAGGUUUUAGUAACAUUAACUCAAGAAUUAUCAAAAGUUCUUGGAGGUGCUCAAGAAGUUAAAAUUAGUGGAAAGAUUGAUUUUUCAACAACUAUGCAAAUUGCCCAACUUGCCCUUAGACACAGACAAAAUAAACACCAACAUCCAAGAAUUAUAGCAUUUGUUGGUAGUCCAUUAAAAGAAACUAAAGAAGAAUUAAUUCAAUUAGCCAAACGUUUAAAGAAAAAUAGUGUAGCAGUAGAUAUUAUUAACUUUGGUGAAAUUACUGAAAAUACUGAUAAAUUAGAAGCCUUUUUUAAUGAUGUAAAUAAUAAUGAUGAAAGUCACCUUUUAACUGUACCACCAGGCCCACAUAUUUUAUCAGAUAUUAUUUUACAAUCACCAAUUGUAGAUGAAGGAUCAGGACAAUUUGGUAGUGAGUUUAUUAAUGCAGAUACUGAUCCAGAUUUAGCUAUGGCCCUUAAACUUUCAUUAGAAGAAGAAAAACAACGUCAAGAAAGAGAAAGAAAAGCAAGAGAAGAACAAAAUGGUGGAGCCCCAACUACUACCGCAGCAACAGAAAGUUCAAAUACAGAUGUCAACUUUGAAGAAGAUCCAGAGCUUGCUGAAGCCUUAGCACUUUCAUUAGCAACCGAUAAAAUGGAUGUUCAACCAUCAACUGAUUCACAAGAUCCAUCAGCCGAAGCAUUCAAAGAUCAAGACUUUUUAAAUUCAACUUUAAAUUCCCUUCCUGGUGUAGAUCCAAAUAGAAUUAAAAAUGAAUUGGAAAAUCUUGAAAAAAAAGAUGAAGAUAAAAAAGAUGAAGAAAAAAAAUAAAUAAUCAUAAUAAUUAAUAAAUAAUAUAUUACUUUUUUUUUUUUCCUGUGUGAAUAUAAUAGAACAAACCACAACCACAACAAUUUGUAUUUAAAUAAAAUAAAAU